Messenger RNA from Lingula anatina, 1037 nucleotides. RefSeq lists its product as uncharacterized. The record is from RefSeq and is a predicted model, not a curated record. NCBI's taxonomy places the organism in Eukaryota, Metazoa, Brachiopoda, Lingulata, Lingulida, Lingulidae.
GGGAGUACUAGGAACAUGGAACAGGAUAUGUUUGGUGAAACUUGAGCUUCCAAAAGUCCUUGAACUAUUAAUAGCAGAUCGCUGUUGUGAACAAGAUAUAUAAAGCACCGCUUCUUAGUCCUGAAACAAUUUCAGUUCUCCACUCACAAGACUGUUAAGUUCCACUUUUUACUGUUGUUGACUGUGCGCUUGAGUAUGGCAACUUUGAUGAAGCACUUGUAUGUCGCAUUUAUAGCCGCUAUUGCCUUCGAAAGUUGUGGAGUCUUUGGCACGCUUGACUGGGUAAAAGUUGUGGAACGCCCCAACUGCAGGCGCUUUGAUGUAACUUUGACCAUUGAAUGCGAUAAGCCCUGGUUUUUCAAUAAGCCAUCCAGCAGCCAGUUCUCCAUGUUGUGUCGCUACUGUAGAGAGGGUAUUGCGAGAUAUUGGUCCAGGGAUAUUUCCUACGGCGGCCGCACUUGGGAAGUGAAAGUCAACACAGAUUUGAAAAGUAGCGGGGACAGAAAGAUUGUGGAGGUUCAGUGGCACGAAUCAUCCAGUCGUUCCCACAACUCUGACAUCUUGGAUAUGACGGUGAAAUAUAUGAGCAAGAGAAGUGAUGCUGCUGCCCUCUUCAAGGAGACCUGCGCUCAUGAGAUCGGCCAUUCUUUCCUCAGAGAUGCCCACAGCACUUUUUACAGUUGGGGUCAUAAAGGAACCUCAAGCAUAUUCGGAGGUACAAAUGAAGACGCCCCGUACUAUCCCAGCAGAGGAGAAAUAGACCUGAUGAAGUACUACAACGGCGGUCGGCCCAGAGAUUUCUAUAACAGAGUGAUCGCCGCCGAGAGUGACGUGAAGGAUUUAGUGUUCAAAGUUAGGGACAGUUUCACCACCGAUUCUGGCAGAUGUUAAGAAAAAUCACCCGAAGGAAAGGAGGCUUUGAAGAGAAAAUAUCAUAAUAGCUAACGCUUGAAUUUAACUGUAUUCCUAUGUCUUCUAUAUUCUCUAUUGCUUUUCAACCAAAAUUUUGCUGUUAUUAUUUGAAUAUAACACUUAUG